GUCCCCGCCACCGUGUCACUGGUGCGGCCGGCUUGGGGUGCGACACCUCCAAACAGCCCAAAUGGGACCCAAAUUCACCUCCUGGUUCUGUGUUGGUGCCUUUACACCCGCACAGGCACGGCUGAGGGCUUUGAGCCUUCCUGUUGCUCGGGGUUCCCGUUGUGUUCGCUCCAGCAGCGGGGCGGAAUCAUCCCAGGGAAUCAUCCCAGGGAAUCAUCUCAGGGGAUCCCCAGGGGAUCAUCCCAGGGAAUCAUCCCAGGGGAUCCCCAGGUGCGGUGCUUGGGGCAGCUCUGACCAUCCCAAGCUCUGCUUUCCCUGGAGAUUCCCAACAAGGCAGCGCUCAGGGAGCGCAUCCCAUCACCUGCCAGGGCAAGAUGCGUUUAUUUCUGGCUUUGUGUCCCCGCCAGGGUUCUUGGCAGGUGCGGUGGCUCCUGGCCGGUUGUUUUGCCCCUGGAGUACACACGAGCACGUGGGCCGUGUGUCUGUGUCAGAUCCGGGGAGCUGCUCGUUCGCGGUGUUUUUAUUUGAGUCGGGAAGCCGCUGACGAGCAGUCGGUGGAACGAGCCGGGCAGGUCUUGGCCGGCUGCUGGGAGAGGGACCAGGCUGUUUCUCGUGGGUGCCAGUGUCGAUCCCUCUCGGUGUAUGUGUGGUAACAACAUGUCUGUCCCCCUCCUCGCCGACGCUGUCACCGUGUCAGGGGCAGAGCGGGAGACCGCCGCGGUCAUUUUCCUACAUGGCCUUGGAGACACGGGGCACAGCUGGGCCGAUGCUCUCUCCUCCAUCCGCCUCCCCUACGUGAAAUACAUCUGCCCUCAUGCGCCCCGGAUCCCGGUGACCCUCAACAUGAAGAUGGUCAUGCCCUCCUGGUUCGACCUGAUGGGAUUGACUCCAGAUGCACCUGAGGAUGAAGCUGGGAUCAAGAAAGCUGCAGAAAACAUUAAAGCAAUCAUUGAGCACGAGAUGAAGAACGGGAUCCCCCCCAACCGCAUCAUCCUGGGGGGCUUCUCACAGGGCGGUGCCUUGUCGCUGUACACGGCUCUCACGUGCCAGCACCAGCUGGCCGGGAUCGUGGCACUCAGCUGCUGGCUCCCGCUCCACAAGGCCUUCCCACAGGCGGCGAACAACGGCGUGAACAAGGACAUCGCCAUCCUGCAGUGCCACGGGGAGAUGGAUCCCAUGAUCCCCGUGCGUUUUGGGGCCCUCACUGCCGAGAAGCUCAAGUCUGUUGUCACCCCCACCAAGGUGCAGUUCAAAACCUACCCCGGCGUGAUGCACAGUUCCUGUCCUCAGGAGAUGAUGGCGGUGAAGGAGUUCAUCGAGAAGCUGCUGCCCCGCAUCUGAGCGGAGCCGCUCGGGACUGUCGCCGGGGAGGGGGCCGAGGUCGCCGCCGCCCGUCUGCCCCCGUGACCCGCCCGCUGCAAACGGAAGCCAUGGCCCCCCACCGCACCUCCCGCCCGUGCCCGCGCCCCCGCACCGCGUCCCCUCCGGCCGGGGGUGCCCGCCCGCCCCGCUGCUCCCGGAGCCCACAUCGGAGCUGGCUAAGGCGAGCCUGGGAGUGGCCUCUUCUCUCCUGCUCUGGCUCCGAGCGCUUCCCGGGGGGAAGUCACCGUCCCCUCGGCCCUCCGCGGGGCUGGCACGGCGCGGGUGAGGUUUUCCUCUUGGGUUUGGGGUUUUUAUACCAGUAUUAGGGGCGGGACGUGCCCGGCUGCGGCGGGAGGAGCGGGGCAGGGCUGGGGCACCUUGGGCGCUCUCGGCCUCCGCUCAGGCGACUCACGGGUUUUCAGUCAGAGCUCAGGAACCCGGGACUCCCCUGCGGACGCCUCCAGGCCCCGGGGCAGGCUCUGCCCUGGGCUGGCACCGCCAAAGGCUGCCCGGGGCCGGCGGGGAGGGUCAGUGCAGCUCCCGCACCUCCUGCACGGCCCUGCCUGUCACACACGCACACUCCCCUCAGCCAUCGGCCUGGGGCAGCUCUGCCCUCCUGAGAUAAUCACCUCCUUCCUGCUGCUCCUCCUCUUGUUGCUUUUACAAUCUCCAUCUCCUCCUCCUCGGCCCCGCGGGGGUCCCAGCGGCAUCUCCCCCGCCCCCCAGCCCAGCUCUGCACCCUCGGAGCCCCCAGGCUUCGUUUACACUCACGGAGCCACCGGCCCCGUCUUCAGUGUC
Molecule: messenger RNA, 2160 nt
Organism: Corvus hawaiiensis (hawaiian crow)
Lineage: Eukaryota; Metazoa; Chordata; Aves; Passeriformes; Corvidae
Gene: LYPLA2
Product: lysophospholipase 2
Exons: 10
Coding region: 643-1341 (232 amino acids)
Biological process (GO): protein depalmitoylation
Cellular component (GO): cytoplasm
Molecular function (GO): palmitoyl-(protein) hydrolase activity; carboxylic ester hydrolase activity
Source: RefSeq, a predicted model, not a curated record